GGUAUCUACUCCAGUGAAAGGAUGGCAGGAGUUUUCUCCUACGAGAGUUCAGAACUCGACUGGUGUGAAGACAACUACAAGCACUCAGAACAUGUGGUGGAGUACUUCAACACUAUAAGCAGCUUUUUUUUCUUCAUUAUAUCUCCCAUCAUGCUCUACCUGCUGCACCCUUACGCCAAAGAGAGGAACCUGGCGAUCCACAUAGUCUGGAUCAUGAUGAUAUUUGUAGGGCUCUUCUCAGCCUACUUCCACAUGACUCUCAGUUUCGUUGGCCAGAUGCUGGAUGAGCUGUCAAUCCUGUGGGUGUUGGCGGUGGGAUAUUCUAUCUGGUUCCCCCGCAAACUCUUCCCCUCUUUUAUAAAAGACAGAUCAACAUUUUCGCGGCUCGUCCUGGUGAUUACUAUCAUCACCACAGUGUCAUCGUUUGUCAAACCGACCGCCAAUGCCUACGCUCUGAACUGCUUUGGCCUCCACCUCCUUUACACACUGGCUGUGGAGAUGAGAUGCUGCACGGACCAGAAGGUUCUGCGUUUGGCAAAGCUGUCGGUGGCUCUGUGGGUGCUGGCCAUCUCCUGCUGGAUUAGUGACCGUUUUGGCUGCAGUUUCUGGCAGAGGCUAAACUUUUGCUACCUGCAUGGUAUCUGGCACAUUCUGAUUGUGAUAGCUGUGGCCUAUGGCAGUACACUGAUAGCUUACCUGGAUGCCAACUAUGAGAUACCCUACUCACUGCCCGGAUUGCAGUAUUGGCCUUGUGAUAAAUGGGCUGUUGGGCUUCCUCACAUUGUCUUGAAGGGCACUACCAAAACACAGAAACGCUGCUAA
This is a messenger RNA of Scomber japonicus (chub mackerel), 822 nucleotides long. RefSeq names its product alkaline ceramidase 1 (gene acer1). Gene Ontology annotation, biological process: ceramide metabolic process. Gene Ontology annotation, cellular component: membrane. The record is from RefSeq and is a predicted model, not a curated record. Lineage: Eukaryota; Metazoa; Chordata; Actinopteri; Scombriformes; Scombridae. Gene Ontology annotation, molecular function: hydrolase activity, acting on carbon-nitrogen (but not peptide) bonds, in linear amides. The transcript is spliced from 6 exons. The coding region runs from base 22 to 822 and encodes 266 amino acids.